This is a messenger RNA of Malus domestica (apple), 1659 nucleotides long. The record is from RefSeq and is a predicted model, not a curated record. NCBI's taxonomy places the organism in Eukaryota, Viridiplantae, Streptophyta, Magnoliopsida, Rosales, Rosaceae.
CUCUCUCUCUCUCUCUCUCUGCGUGUCUAUAUGCCAACUUUCUCCAUAUCUUCUUUCUUUUUAAACCGCUUCGACUGUCCUUCGAUUUUAGAGAGAGAACAAGUUAGCAGCUCCAUUUAAACAUCUUCCGUCGAUCGAAAUAUAUAUUUAUAUCCCUAUUAUUUUAUUUUGAUGAUCAUGUCUAAGAUGAGGAAAACCCUACGAACCAAGUUGAGAUCUGCGUUCUCCAAGCCAAGAAGAGAAAAAGACAAUGUCGGCGGCAAUGGCUUCUCCAGCAAGUCAAGCGUGAACGAAGAAUACAUGGAAGUUUUCAGAACAAAGUCGUACGUAGAAAUGUGGGAUAGGGUUCACGAACAGCUGCCAAGCACUAGCACUAGCACUAGCCGGCUUCCUUCGUCUAGGUCGUCUCUUCUGUCUAAUAUGGUGUUGGACCGCUCCGAAUAUUUACUCGAACCACGGCAAGAAACCCUUAAAAACAUCAUCGAUGAGGAGGGCUUAAAUCUCCACCACCUUCUCACCGACUACUUCGAAGCCAGCUUAGACGCCUGCCACAUAUGUGACGUGCUCCUGCAUAGCAUCCACCAAACCCGUGCCGAAAACCGACACACGAAGAAGCUCGUAUUAAAACUCAGCCAAAGAGUACACCUACUUUAUAAUGAUAAUAUCGACAUUACUGAUGAUGAACAAUGCCUGGAAAUUUUCGGGGAGCUUGGCACAUUUGCCCGAGCUAAAAAUCCGUUGUCGAUAAUCAGCCCUGGGCCGUUCCGUCACAUUCAUGAUAGCUACGUGGCGUUAUUCGAUAGGCUGAUUUUAAAGCACAAAAAGGUGCGAAGGGCCUCAAAAGCUAACAGAAUAUGCAAAAAGGUUGGAGGGGUUGGUCUGGUGGUGUCACAUACCGCGCUUUUGAUCACGUUGCUUGUGUUUGCAAUCCACAGCAUGAUUGGAAUCGUGGUGGCGCCGGCGCUCAUAGCCUGCUCGUUGGGUUUGUGCGCGAGAAAAAUGGACUCCGCAGCGGAGUGGUUGAAGACUAGGUUUCCCGAGAGCCACGGGCAGCAACUUGACGUGGCGGCGAAAGGGGUUUAUAUUUUGAUCAAUGAUUUCGAUACAAUGAGCCGGAUGGUGAGGCGGUUGUACGACGAGGUGGAGCACAGGAAAGCUGUCGCCAGAAUGUGUGUUAGCAGUCAAACUGUGACAUAUUUAAAGAAGGUGGUGAGGGAAUUUCAUGCGAGUGAGGAUAGCUUUGUGGAGCAGCUAGAGGAGCUUGAAGAACAUAUUUACUUGUGCUUGCUCACCAUAAACAGGUCGAGAAGGCUUGUGAUACAAGAAAUAUUGGCAAAGACCUAAUUGGGAGCUGAGUGGUGACAUCGUAAUCGGUCAUUAAGUUGGUAAUCAUACAUCAUGGUAUGGGAGGUUACGCAAAAAAAAAAAAUGCAGAUAUAUAUAGUAAUAAUCAAUGAUAUAUUGCAUGACACAUAUAGCUUGGACGUGAGCUACAAGUCUUUGGCUGAAGUAGUUAUCCAUGCAAUUGCUUCAUCAACCAAGUAUUCUUCUUCACGUGGAUCGACUGAGGUUAAUGGAUUAUUCAUUAUCUAGAUCUGUAAUUGCCACUUAAAAGUACGUGAGGGUAAUGAUAUUGUAAAAAGAUGACCUUUACAUCAC